UAUUUUGGGGCUUGACCAGAUUGCUGUCUUCAAAUGCAAGACUCAAUCUUUGGUUCUAUAUAAGACACCAUGCACUUUGUCUAUACACAACUCAUAUUGUUGAUGUAAAACUUAAACCAUUCUCUCAUAUUCCCUGCUCUUGCUCUUUGUUUCCAUAGAUUCAGAUUAUCUAACUUGGUUCCUCACGGAUACUGUAAGCACGACACCGCGUACAUGAUUUUCAGCUUAUACUACUCAAUUACAAUGGAGAAGACAUCAUCAUCGACUACUGAUAACGCAUCAUCUUUAAUUUUCAUUGUUCUGAUUGAUGCAAUUAUUACUAUAUUGGUGCACACAGUAUCUAACUGGUUAGAUAGCACCCAGAAUUGCUUGUCAAAGUUCCAGUCUUUUGUCCAAUCCCAACAUAAGUGUUGCAACUCAAAGGUUCGGGAUGAGAAGAGCUUCGAUUCGGAGUUGAGCCAGCUGCCAAAGAUAUGUGAAAAGAAGGAUGAUGGUAGCAUGAGCAGAGAUGAUGUGAAGAUGGUGAUGGGAAACUUGGGGAUUUUUUGCAGUUCAGAAGGGGAGGAACUACCUGAAUCAUUCUGUUCGGAUGAGCUUUCAGGGCUGUUUGAUGAGAACGAGCCGAGCGUGGAGGAAGUGAAACAAGCUUUUGAUGUGUUUGAUGAGAACAAAGAUGGGUUUAUCGAUGCAAGGGAGUUGCAGAGAGUUCUCUGUAUUUUGGGCUUGAAGGAAGGUUCAAAGCUAGAAGACUGCCAGAAAAUGAUCGAGACGUUUGAUGAAAACAGAGAUGGAAGGAUAGAAUUCUUUGAAUUUGUAAAGUUCAUGGAGGCUAGCUUUUGCUAGACUAUUUUUUUCUUCAUUUAAAUCUAACAGCACAGUUAUCAUUCCCGCAUUCGUUUUUCUCCGUUUUUCUUCUAACAUGUACCUUAAUACUGUAUAUAUGUUAUAAUUACUAUCUGUAUUAAAC
Molecule: messenger RNA, 967 nt
Organism: Fragaria vesca subsp. vesca
Lineage: Eukaryota; Viridiplantae; Streptophyta; Magnoliopsida; Rosales; Rosaceae
Product: probable calcium-binding protein CML45-like
Exons: 1
Coding region: 214-843 (209 amino acids)
Molecular function (GO): calcium ion binding
Source: RefSeq, a predicted model, not a curated record